GUGAGGCAAAUCACACCGCGAAGAGACUGGCAGACCAGGGGAGCGACGGCCUCUGCACUGGAUUUUGAUACCAUGAGACCCACCCGCCGACUCCUUCUAGUCGGGGAAGGAAACUUCUCCUUCUCUGCCUCCUUGUGCAAUGCCAGCGAUCGUGAGACUCGUAUCACUGCCACUUGCUAUGAGAGCGAAGAGAGAGUUUCCAGACAGGCACUUGCUAAAACUAACAUACAGCAUCUGAGAGGGAAAGGGGUUGAAGUUUGUUUUUGUGUGGACUGUACCAAACUGAAGGACUAUUUUUUGCCAGCAAAGAGAAAUUUUGAUUGCAUUUAUUUCAAUUUCCCUCACUGUGGGAGGAAAGCUGGGGUUACAAAGAAUAGAGAGCUUCUUACAAAAUUUUUCUGUAGCUGCACAGAUGUGCUCGCAGAGAAGGGAGAGGUCCAUGUGGCUCUUUGCAAAGGGCAGGGAGGGACGCCUGCUGAUCAGCCAACGAGAGAGUGGCACAACAGCUGGCAAGUUGUGGCUAUGGCAGCGGGAGCAGGAUUUAUCUUGAGUGAUGUUCAUCCCUUCAAUUUAGAGGAUGUUCAUGGAUAUAAGUGCACUGGCUACAGGCCAUCCGGGAACAAGGCGGGUCAGGUCUGGGCACCUGAAGGAUCCACAGCUUUCAAGUGUCUAAUCUCAGCUCGGUUCUGCGCUGCCCUCUUGAGUAACAUCUCCGAUUGUGAUGAGACGUUUAACUACUGGGAACCGAUGCACUACCUCGUCUAUGGGAAAGGGUUCCAGACAUGGGAAUACUCUCCAGUCUAUGCCAUUCGCUCCUAUGCUUAUCUGUGGCUUCAUGCCUUGCCAGCCUUAUUCCAUGCUCGAGUUCUACGGACAAAUAAGGUUCUCGUCUUUUAUUUCCUGCGAUGUCUCUUGGCCUUCUUGAGUUGCAUUUGUGAGCUUUACUUUUAUAAGGCCGUGUGUAAGAAAUUUGGGCUGCAUGUGAGCCGGCUGAUGUUGGCCUUCUUAAUUCUCAGCACUGGGAUGUUUUGCUCCACUGCAGCCUUCCUCCCCAGCAGUUUCUGUAUGUACACCACAGUGGUUGCCAUGACGGGCUGGUAUAUGGAUAAGACCUCUAUAGCCGUGCUGGGCGUGGCAGCUGGAGCCAUCGUGGGUUGGCCUUUCAGUGCAGCUCUUGGGCUACCUAUUGCCAUUGACUUGCUGAUAAUAAAGCGGAGGUGGAAGAGCUUCCUGAACUGGUGUCUGGUGGCCUUGAUCCUGUUUUUGGUUCCCCUUGUGAUUGUUGACAGCUAUUACUAUGGGAAGCUGGUAAUCACUCCUCUCAACAUUGUUUUAUACAAUGUCUUCACACCUCACGGACCUGAUCUUUACGGUACUGAGCCCUGGUCCUUCUAUUUUAUUAAUGGUUUCCUGAACUUCAACGUGGCGUUUGCCUUGGCCCUGCUUGCCCUGCCGCUGACCUCCCUCAUGGAAUGUCUGCUACAGAAAUUUCACGUCCAGAAUCUGGGUCGCCCAUAUUGGCUUACGCUAGCUCCUAUGUACAUCUGGAUCCUGAUUUUCUUCAGUCAACCCCACAAAGAGGAGAGGUUUCUGUUUCCCAUAUAUCCUCUCAUCUGUCUCUGUGGAGCUGUGGCUCUCUCUGCCCUUCAGAAAUGUUACCACUUCGCAUUCCAGCGUUACCGUUUGGAGCACUACACAGUCUCCUCCAACUGGCUGGCUCUGGGGACGGUUUUUCUCUUUGGACUCUUGUCACUCUCGCGCUCUGUGGCUUUAUUCAAAGGCUACCAUGGGCCUCUGGACCUGUAUCCAGAAUUUCAUAGGAUUGCCACUGAUCCGACUAUUCACACAGUGCCAGAGGGGAGGCCAGUUAAUGUCUGUGUGGGGAAGGAGUGGUACCGAUUUCCGAGCAGCUUUCUCCUUCCAGAUAAUUGGCAGCUCCAGUUCAUCCCAUCAGAGUUCAGGGGCCAGUUACCGAAACCGUUUGCCAAGGGACCAAUGGCCACACGGAGCAUUCCUGCAGACAUGAAUGACCAAAACAGGGAAGAGCCAUCCAGAUAUAUUGACAUUUCCAAAUGCCAUUACCUGGUGGAUUUAGAUAGAGCGAUUGAAACAUCAAGGGAGCCGAGAUACUCCGCCAACAAAGAAGAAUGGAUCAGCAUUGCCUACAAACCAUUCCUGGAUACUUCCAGGUCUUCAAAGCUGCUGCGUGCUUUCUAUGUCCCUUUCCUGUCCGAGCGGCAUACGUCGUAUGCAAACUACACCAUCCUUAAACCCCGGAAGUCAAAGCAAGCCAGGAAAAAAACAGGAGGUUAGCAACACACCUGCGGACCAAAAAGGAUCAACCAAUAUUGUCGGCCAGCUGCUUAAACCUUCCUAGGAAAAAAAAAUGCUUGUAAGAUUCACUAAUAAAGGUUUCCCACCCAGUGAUUUCACUCUGCAAGCCUCCAGCUGUAAAGAGUAUAUCAUCUGCUCUCAGUUCUGUUAGUCUCUGCUCUGCCUGUGAGCUCAUUUUCAGAACGUCUUGGUAAGAAACAGUUUGAAAAUCCAGCAGCUGCCUACGAAUAUAUUAUCCCUGUUGCUCCCUGCAUUAUUAUUUAUUAGACUAGAGAAGAGCAAAACUAAAUAACAAGAAAUGACUGUGUUAGACUGUGCGCCAGGAUACUGCCUGGCACCAGGAAAAUUCACAGCCUCUCUCAGUAUUCCUCAUCUGCUAAAUAGCUGCUUGCCUGCUCCUAGGAAACAUUAUUUGCAGAGAACAGCAUUUGAAAAAAAAACCCCAAAAAACAGCAGCACAGCAGAGACAAUGACUCUCUGAAAUGCUGAGAAUCUCAGCA
Messenger RNA from Emys orbicularis (European pond turtle), 2834 nucleotides. RefSeq names its product alpha-1,2-mannosyltransferase ALG9-like. Gene Ontology annotation, cellular component: endoplasmic reticulum membrane. The record is from RefSeq and is a predicted model, not a curated record. Gene Ontology annotation, biological process: rRNA base methylation; protein N-linked glycosylation. Lineage: Eukaryota; Metazoa; Chordata; Testudines; Emydidae. The transcript is spliced from 18 exons. Bases 73 to 2313 code for a protein of 746 amino acids. Gene Ontology annotation, molecular function: rRNA (uridine-N3-)-methyltransferase activity; alpha-1,2-mannosyltransferase activity.